Molecule: messenger RNA, 5105 nt
Organism: Argiope bruennichi
Lineage: Eukaryota; Metazoa; Arthropoda; Arachnida; Araneae; Araneidae
Exons: 8
Coding region: 94-2313 (739 amino acids)
Source: RefSeq, a predicted model, not a curated record
AUUUUUUUAGUGACGACACCCGUGAUGCCCUUGGAAGGUGAAGGCAUGGGGUAAAAGACAGACGGAAGAGACUGUGAGAGGCAGGAUUCAGAGAUGGGCGGAAAGAAGAAAACUAAGUGGAGAAAACUACCUCUCGCUGAAUUCACUAAGGAAUGUCCAGGGCCUCCUGCUGUCACCAAAAAUGAAGGCAAGGAAGAGAUAACAAAAGAAGAUGAAGAAACACCUCCUCCAGUUCCCUCCUAUGAAGAACUUGCUGUAAAUACGAACCAAUAUUUUGAAUACGGAGAGUAUACAGACGUUUCAAAUAUGUUGUAUCCUACUCCUUAUAUCGUUUACAAUCCUGUGGAAAUGCCUGUUUAUCCAAGCUACAUGAUGCCUCCUGAUGCAUGUUGUUAUUAUUACAUGCCUCCUCCUGAAAUGCCUCAAGUAGAAGAAUAUGUAUCUAUGCCGUAUCAGGAAUACAUCCCUCCUGUGAAAGAUACUGUCUACUUAUUACUACCAGCUCCUGCUGUCAGACCAACUUAUGGAUCCUCAAACGUAGCGUAUGAUUUGAGAAACCGGCGGAGGAGAAGGCGAUAUGAGGGAUAUGCAGAAUAUGCUGUUAUACCUGAGAAGACCAAUUAUUCCGCUAAUAGAGAAGAGAGAGACCGACUAAAGAACACAGGAUCAUAUGCGAAUCCUUCAAGAAAUGAUAACCAGUCAUAUCGCACCAAAACAAUGACUUCAUUCUCAGAAACAAAUUCCUUCAGUCGAGAUGGACACAGACGUGUGCCAGAGUCCAAUGAAAAGAAGUUCAUUACCCCAGGAGAAUUAAUACAAACAGGAAAAAGCGUGGGUUUGUCGCAAGUGGAACGAAAUGAAGGCAUCCAAGAAAUGCAAAAUCUAAAACCUAGAAAAACCCAAGAAAUGUGUGGUGUCCAUACAGCUAGGACUUCUGAAAAAAAGAACUUUCAGAAUAAUUCUGAUACAAGUUUUCAAGAAAAACAGAGUAAGCCUACAAAUUCUGAAUGGUUUUCUCAGGAGUCUUUACCAAGUACCAAAGAAUCAGUGGAAUAUCAGAAACAAGUACAAGAAAUCACAGGAAACCAAGGGGUCACUGAUAAUCAGAAAUGUCAGGACACAGUAAAUCAUCUUCUGGUUUCAAAAGAAAUGGAAAUAAAGCAAGAGAAGAAUACUAAUAAUAUAAAUGAUACGGGUUUAGAAUCACUGCAAACUGAUUUAAAAAUCAGUAAACACUCUGAGAAUUCUUUGUAUGAAAGCGCCAAAAAAACAGAAGAAAGAAAUCUAUUGGGUUCAAUUCAAAACAGCGAUUCGGAAACAAUGACUGCUUCGGAUAAUUUCGUGAAAAUAAGUGAUAAAAUGCUCCAUCAAAGCAAAAGUGAAACAGAGAAACAUAGUUUACAUAAUCCAAAUGAAGCAGAAUCUUCUUCACCACUUCCUGACAUAUUAAGUACUUUACAUAAGACAUUGCCCUCCAACCCAAAGACAACAAAUAAUGAUAUCUCGAAUAAAAAUGAUAAACAUUCUGAAUCACCAAUCUUCGAUAAAACGCCACCUCCAAGCGAGAAAUUUUCCAAGUCUAAGGUUAUCCUAUCUCAGUCACCAUACAUUUCUCAUUCUCUAAACUCAGAUACAUCUAGUCACGAUUCAGAAGCUGAAUUAAAACGCCUAACUAAUCUGCAAUCUUUACGAGCCAACCAAUCAAUAUACAAACUAGCGUACGAUGAAAGUAUUACUGACCAAUCAGAAGCUGACUCUCGGUCACCUAGUCCUGUAGAUCCAGAAACUCAAGUGCCAAGAAGUAUAAUCAGUGAGGAAAUUCUCAUUCAUGAAGCUGAUAGUUGUAGCGAUGCUGGAUCUGAAGAUGUUGAACUUAUACCUCAUCGCUAUGAAAGUGAAACAUUUCUGAAUGAAAGUAAACAUAUGUAUAUUAACAAACUUUCCUUAGCAGUCGAACUUUUGCGUACCCAGGAAAGUCUUCCUUAUGAUGAGCAGUUCAAGAGAGUAUCAGGGGAAAGCAAUCUUAACCUAAAAGAAACGAACCCAGGUGCUAUAGGAGAAGUGAAUUUGGGUUUCGUAGAAGAUUCAUCAUCUUCAUUUGAAAGUUUUGAAGGUCAUACUGACAAUCGUAUACCCGAAGCGUCGCAUAAUGUUAUCAGUUCCCAGUCUCAGACAAGCAAGAAUUCUAGAAAUAGUGCAGCUGUUAGCAGCUUUUCGUUUGAAGAUGCAUGUAAUGAGUCGUGUGAAGAAGCUAAGGAAGUAGUGGUAGAGGCAGCUAACACUCGGAUAUGUACUAUGUGUUCUGUAUCCUGACUGCAUGCCGUGUAGUUCCGUCCUCGAAAAUGGACAAUACAGAGGGAGUGAGAGCUGGUUAUCGCAGGUUCCAAGUACAGUUUCGUCAUUAUUUUACUCCAAGAGCUGCGUUAGUAAACCCCUGUCUUUGUUGUGUCAUUAUGUGAAAUAGAAACAAUUCUUUGUUAUCAUACUGAGUGGAAAAUAUAUUGUUUUUAAUUAUUGUAUGCAUAUCAUGUACGCAAAAAUCUGUUUUGACUUGUUUUAAAUAAUAAAAGAUUAAGUUGAAAAAAAUGAUACAAAAUGAAAUAAAUUUUCCACUUUAACCCAUUAGCUGCCGCGAUCCACAUUCGUGGAUUUUGGAAUUUAACAUUCGCCAUUCGACGCGAAAAAUAAAUUUGGUACGUCUGACUGUUUAGUUUCAUUCUACAUAUAUACACAUUUUAUAUAUAUUGUAUGUAAUAGAAAGUGUGCAUUCUGUGUAGGCGAAUAACUUGAAAUUCGUCUGUAAAUUGAACGGAACAGAAUUGUCACAUUUGUAGCAUUAUAUUUUCGGUUUGGUUUUUAUAUAAUAACAAAAUACCGCUCAUAAAGAUGUAAUUUAAAAGCUAAAGAGCGAUCUGUUACUUAGUCUUUUGUUUCUUAUUGAAAUGAUUUUAUUGAUCAUUUUAUAACGAUUUCCUUCUUCAAAAAUAUCAAAUAUUUUCAAAACAAAAUUUAAUAUGUAUAUAAUUAUAUUGUUAGACAACUUUUUAUGUAUAUAUAAUUUAUUCGAACAAAAAUUUAAAAAAAUGGCAGUUAAUGGGUUAAUAUAAAUAUUCAUUUGUUUUGAACAUCAUUCAUUUUAAUCAUUCAUGUUUUUUUAAAUUUAAUUUUCCAUUGCCGCUGUGAUGUAAUUUGAUUGAAAAUUUCUUCCUUUCUAAUUACUUCAACCAUUUUUAUUUUCCAAUGCAAGCAAUUUAAGUUCAAAUAAUAUAUCAUCAUUGUUAUUAGAAAAAGUCAGACAUUUUUAAUGGAAGGAACUAAUUAAUAAGGUUCUUCUGAAAAAGUAGAAAGGGUCGCCGUGGCUUAGAGGUAAGGUCCCGGCUUUGGAACAAGCGUCCUCCGCUGGUGUGGUGCGGAAGUUUGAAGAGGGGGUACCAACUUAAGUGUCGUCCUCGUCAUCUGACCGCGGUUCAAAAUUACAAGGUCCGUCACAAAAUAGCCUUAGUGUUUCUUUAAAAAAAGGGACGUUAAUAUAAUUGAACUGAACUGAACUGUGAAAAAAGAAUGAGGAUUAUUUAAUAUUAGUAUAUUUAGUGAAGUUUUGUAAAGAUGAACAUAACUAUUUUUUUCUAUACAAUAUACAUUCCGUGUUUUAAAAUAUUACAUGAGAAAAAAUUAAUUAUGAGCUGUUGUAUUCGGGAAGUAAUAUUCUACUAGCAAAGUAAAGAAAUAUUGUACAUAUUAUAAACAAUAUAAGACUUCGUUGUACCUCAAAUGUUUGUAUGCUACAACAAAUGAAUACUCCUUCCUUCAUUAUGGUUAUUUGCUAACAUUCUUUCUUAAAAGCAGUAGAUAUUUUUAACUAAAGAUUGUAGAUACAUUUAGUGUGCACUGGUCAGUAAAAAUUUUCAAUGUCAGUCGAAAACAUUUACGAUAAUCAAAUAUUCUAGAUUAAUCAUCACAAGGUAAAACUCUUAAAGAGUUAAAUUUCCAUUUUUCAAAUUUUCUCAAAUAGCGAUAACUUCUGUUUCUAAAAAAUUAAUUUGAAUGAAUACUGUUUUGAAAACUGGAAAUAAUAAAAUAAUCAUAGGUCAUUCGUGUGUCGUUCGUUUCAAGUGCAUAAAAAAAUAAAUAAAUAAAUAAAAAUAAACAAAAAAACAUGAAUUAGCUACCAAGAACAUUUUAUUGUCAUCAAAUUAAAUAUUCCGCUUUGAUUUAUAAGAAAUGGAUUUAGGAUGGAAAUAAAAUGUAUUAAAAUUACAGUUAAAAAUAAAUUUAUUUAAAAAGGUUUUUUUUUUUUUUUUUUUUGUAAAUUUUUGGUGAUGGACGCUCAUUUUAGCGGGCAAAUUAUGUAUUAAAUGAUACCAUAAAUAUAAAAAUGGCAUAUAUAACCAUGUAACGGAUGCACCCAUUCUGAGAAAUAGAAAAAAGAAACUUUAAUUCCGAAAUUGGUGUAUGAUUCUACAAUAAUAUUUGCCGGCGUCCUGGCAUAGGGGUAGCGCGUCUUCCCCGUGAUCUGGGCGUCCCGGGUUCGAGUCCCGGUUUGGGCAUGGUUGUUCAUCUGUUGUUCUAUCUGUGAGAUGUGUGAAUGUGCCCUCCUGUAAAAAGGGGUUGUGCAAGGUGAUGAGUGAGUGGCAAAGUCGUACUCUUAGCCCUAGUUGGCGCUGCUAUAAAAAAUAAGAGACGUUCCCCUCAGGCUUAAAUCGCUGUCUUCGUAACAGCGGGCUUGUCAGUGGCAAGUGCCAUAAGAAACAAACAAUGAUAUUUUUCCAGUUAAGAUGGUUAUUCAAUAUGUGUUUUUUCCCAUUGGAAAAAAAUGCUUAUUCUCAAUUGAUGUGGCAAUGAUUUUGAUAUAAAAUCUCUUAAACACGAAUUGGAUUAAUUCAAGAAAUUAUAAUUUUGAUGUUCACACCUAUAGACACACUUUAAUUUAUAGCGUAUACAAGUCACACAGAAGCACAGAUUUAGUGAAUUUCUAGUACUUUUCUUUAGUAAUUUCAGUAGCUGAAUUGAUAAAAUAUGGCUAACAUGUACCUAUAGUUUGUUAAGUAGUGUCGAUAUGAUGUCAUCAGAUAGCAAAAUACAAUAAAAUUUUAGGUUCUUUUGUU